Messenger RNA from Eptesicus fuscus (big brown bat), 945 nucleotides. RefSeq names its product olfactory receptor 52D1-like. The coding region runs from base 1 to 945 and encodes 314 amino acids. Lineage: Eukaryota; Metazoa; Chordata; Mammalia; Chiroptera; Vespertilionidae. Gene Ontology annotation, biological process: G protein-coupled receptor signaling pathway. The transcript has a single exon. Gene Ontology annotation, cellular component: membrane. Gene Ontology annotation, molecular function: olfactory receptor activity; G protein-coupled receptor activity. The record is from RefSeq and is a predicted model, not a curated record.
AUGUUUCCUCUCAAUACUUCUCAUCCCUCUCCUGUCACCUUCUUGCUGAUGGGCAUCCCAGGACUAGAGCACCUGCAUGUCUGGAUUGGGAUUCCCUUCUGCUCCAUGUACAUACUGGCUGUGGUGGGGAAUGUGACCAUCCUGGCUGUGGUGAGGGCAGAGCGAAGCCUUCAUGAGCCCAUGUUCCUCUUUCUGUGCAUGCUGUCGGUCACUGACCUGGUCCUCUCCACAUCUACGCUGCCCCGCAUGCUCUGUCUCUUCUGGCUUGGAGCCCAUGACAUUGCCUUUGAUGCCUGCUUGGCCCAAAUGUUCUUCAUCCACAGUUUUACUGCCAUGGAAUCAGGCUUCUUUUUGGCCAUGGCCAUUGACCGUUAUGUGGCCAUUUGUCAUCCACUGCGCCAUAGCACCAUUCUCACCCACGUUCACAUCACUAUAAUGGGCAUCAUUGUGGUGAUUCGGGGAGUAGCCUUCUUUUCUCCACAUCCCAUUCUGCUCAAACAGCUGCCUUACUGCAGGACUCGAGUCAUUGCCCACACCUACUGUGAGUUCAUGGCUGUGGUGAAGCUGGCGUGUGUGGACACAGGAGCCACCAAACAUUAUAGCCUCAGUGUGGCUACAAUCAUCGGCUCGUGUGAUGCAAUUCUCAUUGCUGUGUCCUAUGCCUUUAUUCUGCGCUCUGUAUUCCGCCUGCCAUCGCGAGACGCUAGCUUUAAGGCUUUGGGCACAUGUGGAUCCCACGUCUCUGUUAUUCUUGUCUUCUACUCCACAGCAGGUUUUUCCAUUUUUACUCACCGUUUUGGGAAACAUGUGCCAGCACAUGCCCAUAUUUUUAUUGCAAAUAUGUACCUUUUGGUGCCCCCUUUUCUCAACCCCAUUGUGUAUGGAGUAAGGACCAAGAAAAUACGCGAACAUGUUCUUAGGAUAUUAAUGGUCAAAGUUGCUUAA